AUGGUAAUAGUGCGAUGUGCACUAUACCUUAUAGUUGUUUGGAGCGCAACUGGCGCGGGGGCUGCUCGAUCCUGGAGUCGACACUUCGGCACCGAAAUCCAUUUGCUUAGCAGCAGCAAAAACGCAGUCUUCGAUCGACGAACUCGACGCCUCGUUGAUACAAUUGAACAAAAAUUAACACUUAAUGGACGCUUAGUGAUACUGCUUUGCGCCCGGCGUUGCUAUCCGGCUCAGUCAGAGAUUCCACGAUGGAUUCGCGAAUUUUCGGAUCAGCACAACAUGACUGCACUUGGCGAGCAGUUCACCUAUCAGUUUUAUGACAAUCGACGGAGCAGCGCUCUUUUCAAUGAUGUCGCCAUUCGAAACAGCUCCCAGGCGCACCUUGUGUACGUCGUCGAUGGUCGUCUGUUUCGAUACAACGGCAACCUCAGCAACAAAGAGGAAUUUCUGUCGUUUUUGAGAGCGCAUGAAGCGGGUGGAACCGAGAUUAUCAGCAACUGGCAGCAGCUAGAGACAGUGAUUAGCAAUGCACAGUGCCCGAUGCCUCACUAUCAAUUGGUUGUUCGGGCAUUCGAUGGUGUUGCUAACUAUAGCUUCUUCGAAAUGAUAGCACCACUGCCGAUGGAUAUGUAUAUCGAAUUGUACACACGACUGCCUGAACUGCCAUUUGUUUGUCAAUUGAUUUUGCUACUACAGAAUAACGGAUAUGUCUGGAUAUCUGCAGAUGCUGAUGUCCACGAGGUAACGACAUUCAGUUCUGCUGUUGAUGAAGAUCUGAUCAUAGAAGUGGAAAGUCUGGAAAAUGCAGGAUGUACAGAAAGCUCUUCUGCGAGCUGGUAUCCAAUCCGGUCAGAGUUGACAAUGCUGGAACGGGAUUACCUUCGUGAGCAUGAGCAGUCAUCAGCACUGGAGUCGGAGCCAAGUUACAUAUUAGUUGGCGCAACUGGAGGGAUUGCUGUUGUUGCUCUUGCAAUAAGCAUCUUUUGGGGCCUAAAUGGUUCCACGUUCGCAAGACAGUAA
Messenger RNA from Gongylonema pulchrum, 1020 nucleotides. The record is from the annotation of a GenBank genome assembly. Lineage: Eukaryota; Metazoa; Nematoda; Chromadorea; Rhabditida; Gongylonematidae.